Spirometra erinaceieuropaei is the source of this 4084-nucleotide messenger RNA. The record is from the annotation of a GenBank genome assembly. NCBI's taxonomy places the organism in Eukaryota, Metazoa, Platyhelminthes, Cestoda, Diphyllobothriidea, Diphyllobothriidae.
AUGUCUGAAAAGAAGCCUGCUAAAGUUGGCUACUGGUACUUUGGUGGUGUGGCCAGUGCUAUGGCUGCGGCCGUGACCCAUCCACUGGAUUUAAUCAAGGUCCAUCUGCAAACUCAGCAGAAAAAGGAACUUGGAAUGAUAUCGAUGGGUAUCCGCGUCUUUAAGAACGACGGAUUCUUCGCUUUGUACAACGGUCUCAGUGCUUCUCUUCUUCGUCAGCUCACCUACUCCAUGACUCGUUUCGGCAUCUACGAAACAUACAAAACCAACUUGGGAAGGAAAAUGACUUUCGCGGAGAGUGCCGGCGUCGCGAUGAUUUCCGGUUUUGCUGGCGGCGUUGUUGGCAAUCCUGCAGAUAUGGUUAACGUCCGGUUCGUCGUACUACAUCAUCCGAUUCCCUAAUUGUUAUUAUAUAUAUUUUACACUCCUAAGUUAGAACAGACUACAGUCAUACUGGACAGUCCAUGCUAUGUCCUUUUGCAUAACAAGCGUACCUCCGUUCACCGUCAAAAAUUCUAGUGUGUCAUUCAUUUUUUUCGAAUUUUAGGAUGCAGAACGACAUGAAAAUCCCCCCAGCUGAAAGGAGAAAGUAAGGCCACAAUACUUUCCUGUUCGAUUAUUUGUGAUGACUCUUCCUGGCGUCUGGUUUGUCUCCUCCGUAGCUGCUUAAAAACAUGCGGCAUUUUCAAAUAUGACUGCCUCUUAGCUUGUUAGUUCAAUGCGUUAGCGAGAUUUUCACUUGUUAUGCGCGUGUCCAUGAGUGAUGAAGUCCUUUGGGGGCCUUAUACAAGUGAGAAAUUCCCUAGGACUUUCCAUUUUUCAGAGGUUAGUAAACGCACAAAAGUUGUGGGCUUUUUUCUGCCCUAUUCUUGCGUGGGACUGGAAGCGACUGCUUCUUAAAAGUAGUACCGCUUUAUUGCGUCUGUGCUUGUCAGAGUGCGGUCGUAAAAUAGCCUGGACCGGUUGUGCUGUUUUGACUUAAAGCACUAUUUUUCCGCAUCGCCAUUUCCUGCACCCAUUGAUGCUCUGCAUUGGUAGGAUGGCUGACCUAUGCAUGCUGGGGAGGUCUUUCCACCUCUAGCCCAUUCAUGUUUUGGCGUGACGUAAAAGAGGAACCUGUGACUAAUCUAAGCGAAAACUCACCGUACGCCGACCAGUAGUUAACUCAUACUUCCCUUAAUGGUGACAUUUUUGCUAAGAAAGCAUUUUGGGACCGGGGAUAGUCAUCUGAUUGCCAUUUUGGAGGUGUUUGACCACCGCUGUUUGAGGACCAUCCUUCGAGUGGAGUACACCGACUUCGUCUCCAAUAAAGGCAGUCCGCGCUCGCUGCGACAUCGCGAGGAUAGCCCAGGCCACCCAAGACGACUGAGGUGGUCUGGGCAUGUUCGUCGUCCACCUCAGGAGCUUAGUGUUACUGCUCUCGAUCUAGCACCGUUACCCCAUUUUAGGCGUCGAAGGGAGGGGGGGGGUAAACUCAAAACUUGACUCGACAUAGUUCGUCAAGACGUGGAGGUAGUUCUUGGACCUUCGGUGUCCGGCCUCCGUCGUUGGCGAAGAGAUCUGGAUUUUGUGGCGGCCUAUUUUACUCUGCGAAAUGCAUUUCCACCUUGCUGCGAAACGUCUUUCGACCUCACAAGGUCACUUGUCGCACGUGUUCGGUAUGAUUUUGAUCACAUGUCCGACUUCUUUUGUUUUCGUGACGUGUCUCUGGGAUUCUCGACACAGUUAAGUCUAUAACGGUCGUUGAGAUUAUUUGUUCGAGGUUGCCUGGUUUCACGCUGUGGUCCGUAGGACUCUAACCUUGCAGCGGUCGCAAAACCUGCUUAGUGAUGGCCCAUGAUCAGGGUGGCAGAUUUCUGCCACUGAGCUUUUGGGGUGUUUUAUAAGACGGUCGGUGUGCCAGGCAUAGGUUUUCCGCGCACUAAUAAUACCGUCGCUGUCGGUCCACGACUGCUUAUUAACCAGGCACAGGGGAGCCUCUUUCACAGCUAAUUUUCACUGAUGACGGCUCCACAAUCUCCCAACUUUUGACUCACCGAUCAUAGACCGGCUAGGUAAAUCUGUCUUUCCAGGUCCUGGCCUUUGUUCAUUUCGGUUACUUUGGAUUAAUUUAUGCAGCAUCUCUUCUUAUUCUCUACGGAGAUUGGAGGUACUCAAUUUUUACCCAACUUGAUUUGAAAUGUUUGUAAGAGGACCUGAAAACCCUACUUGAGGUGACAGUUUCCCUACGAUUUUCGGUUGUGAUCUUCAUGUAUAACUAUCGUGCUCUUACCUGAGAAUGUUAAUGUAGCGCCUGUAUCGUUACCCAUGGUUAGUCUUCUGAAAAUGUUUACAGUUAAUACCGUUUUUUCUGGAUUUAAAGGCGCCGCAAUUGUCGGUUAGACGCUGUCAUAAUCCAAGCUUUCCCUUAUUACAUUUUAAGUCAUGUCAGGUAUCCGGACGUAGUUGUAGACUCCUUGUAAUGAGUCGUGUCCUGCAACAUCUGCUGCUAAGGUUGCAUCUGGUUUUUUCACUGUUAGCAGUCUCUUCAACUGCUUUCGAAAUCUAGAGUAGGCACAAAAAUUAUGUACUCCUUUUUGUUUGCAUCCAAUCAUUUCCACGUUUAUUCUAACCAUCUCGGCUGGAUGUACUUACAAUUUCAGCUACAAGCACGCAAUCGACGGCUUGAUCCAAGUCACCCGUAAAGAAGGUGUCGGUGCCCUCUUCAAUGGUGUUUCUAUGACAGCCACUCGAGCUAUGUUCAUGACCUUUGGGCAGCUGGCUUUUUACGACACGUUCAAACAACUGCUUCUUGCCACCGGCUAUUUCAAUGACAACCCAGUCACACACUUUUCCGCCAGCAUUGGAGCUGCCGGUAUCGCCACCUGCAUGACACAACCCUUCGAUGUUAUGAAGACACGACUCAUGAAUGCUCCUCCGGGCAAAUACUCUGUACGUCCUUUGGAUGGCUCAAUGCGGGCCCUCUUCAGUGUUUGUCCGUGUUCUUGACACUUUCAGGUAGCAUACAACAGAUACCAAGUUAGCGUUCGUUUACGGAAUACGAGAACAUGAAAGCGCCCAGCUUUAUGUGGGUAUUUGAGCGUCAUUUGUUGAAUUGGUGUUUGCAGAUGAUGAAAGUAAUGCGUUGCAUGAAGGGCCAACUGUUCAUCUGAUUCGUUUUACUUCAAUCUCACCAAGUCUAGACUUUAAAAUAUCUACUUAGUCGAUGCCGAUUCCGGCCAUCCUACUUGCCCGUUAGAUUUUUCGCAUGCAGUUCAUUGUCACAGAUUUGAGGUUUGCAACGUUGGCAGUUUCGGGAAGAUCGGACUCGGCCGAAGUAGCAAACCUGCGAAAAAUGCCACUGCCGUCUAGAGAAUCUCCUUGAUUGAAAGCUGUGACUCCACUACGUUUGGCCGAACCAAGCCUGAUAUGGCUUUCAUCUACAGUCAGCAACCUUGUCUUUUAAUCUCAAAUUGCUUUCAUCCACUAACUGAUGACGCCGUGUCCGACUGGCUCGCAGUGAUGCCCGCUCUUCCACUGGUCGAAGUUCACCACAAAUCUACUGCGCUGAAAAUAUAUGAGGGACAGAUUAUCCUUUAUAUUCCAAAGGAGUUAAUUGGCCUGGCGUUUUUCCCCAGUGUAGUGCGUAAUUUCCACUCGAUGCAUGACGUCCCCGAUCACAUGCUAUCAGUUGCGAAUGGUCCUCAUCAUUUGACUUUCUGACUGUUAAGAAACAAACAUUCAGGCGUCCUAGGGCUGGCGAGUUUUCAGUACGACCUGGCUCCCUAGUCAGGACGCUACAAAUCUAAGAUCACUUUUGUCAACUUAAGUUGCUGCCUGACUUUCAAUGCGUAUCGAACAGGAUGCCUUAUCCUUAUUAUUUGACAAAAUAUGUUGACUAGGAUAUAUCACCUUUUCCCAGGGCCUCGCCGCCUGCGGUCUUGAUGUGAUGCGAACUGGCCCUCUCGGCUUCUUCAAGGGCCUUGUCCCAGCUUUCAUCAGACUUGGCCCGCACACGGUCCUCACAUUCAUCUUCCUGGAACAGCUGAAGCAGAAUUUCGGCUACAUUCCGACGCAAGCUGCGGCAGCCAAACCAAAGGCCUAA